Molecule: messenger RNA, 1583 nt
Organism: Cryptococcus amylolentus CBS 6039
Lineage: Eukaryota; Fungi; Basidiomycota; Tremellomycetes; Tremellales; Cryptococcaceae
Exons: 7
Coding region: 268-1236 (322 amino acids)
Source: RefSeq, a predicted model, not a curated record
AUGACACUUUUGCUGACGACCAACUUUCUCCUGCCGCUUUAUCCUCUCUCAUUGCCCGGUGUCUCUCUGCCUGGCUUCUACGCCCCCAAUAAAUCCCUUCACUUCUCCUUUCACCACAUCGACCCCGCAACUUGCCACGGUGACGCUCUAAUAAUAUCUUCCUCGCAUUGGAACGCCGCCUCUCUAUAUCCAUGCGUCCCAUACGGCUGAAAUUCAAAAUCCCCAUCUUGUAUCCAAUUGUCUCACCAAAACAACACCCUCACCACAAUGGUCUUUCCAUUCCGUGCCAAAACCGCCAACACUCCCCCGCCCCCUCCUCUCGUCACCGACAACAACACGCCACCUCCUCAUCCUUCUGCCAUUGAAAACCAUGUUUCGCCCUCAACAGGUCCUCCACCCCGCUAUACUGCUGUCGUGCGCAAGGUCUACCCUUACACACUCAGACCUAUCGUGAUAUUUGUGUCGAUAGUGGGGUUCAUCUAUGGAAUCGCUCUGGGUGUAGAAAGUAUCAAAGACAGGAACGAUGAUGGAGAAACGAGCAAAAUGAAGGUCUUCGAUAUCAUCGAGGCCAUAAUGUUUUUCGUCAUUGCGGGGACGGAGCUCUUUGUCCUUGCUGUAGCUAUCAUGCAAAGCCUCCAGCUGGCGAGGUUAUUCAUCGUCCUUGUUCCUGUGGGCGUUUUGGUCAACCUUGCAGUCAGCAUCGUGUCCAUCAUUGCGCACUUUACCCUCAAGUCUGACUUGAUCAGCCAAUGUGUGACGAAUGAGGAGGGCGAUUCUUUCAGCGACAGCUGGAGUGGCUCGUCUUUCAACGUCACCAACACAGAAGCCAACACUAUCUGUAACAAUUCGUGGAACCGCGGAACUUGGGGUGUCUUUGCUUGGUUGCUCAUCACUCUCGGUAUCUCUCUCCUAUUCGCAUCGACGUACUUUUCCUACUACCACCAACUUCUCGACCCCACCUCCGUUCGGGAGCGAGUGAACUACCGACAGAAUCAAAAUCAAGCCUUUCCCAUGCAGUCUAGCUUCCCCCCCCCUCCGGACGGGCAGCAAGCAUGGAUGGUGCCACCUUAUCCUGGGCCUCCCGGCCCCCCUGGUCCCUACGCCAACAAUCCUCCUCCUCCUGCCGGGUACGAAAAAUCCGACUACCACCCCGGCGCCGAAUGGGCACAGGGAGACUAUGCGCCUCCUGCAGGCGCGCCUCCCAGGGAAAGAGACAUCGGGGAGAACAGGGCUUAGGAGGAGGCUUGGGAUAGGGCUAGAUCAGAGGGUGUCACGGCUCAUCUGACCGGACAUGGAUCUGCACCUAGGAGGAGCUCGGAUAGCUUGAAUGGAGGAGGGUACGCGAUACCGAAUGCUGAGGAAGAUGAGGCGUGGGAGCGGGCGAGGAAUGAAGGUGUCACUUCGCAUUUGACGGGCAACAAGAGGAACGGAGAGAGAGAUGUAUGAUUGGAGUUAGGCAAGGUAGUAUUUCACAAACGCUAUGUAGCUUUCAUUUGUACAAAGGUAAUGCUGCGGUCGACGGCGCGCUGGUACCAGAUAGCCCGUUUCUUGCAUACAUAUAACGUAUCAAACGUCAUGGCUCG